GAUUGUUUACUUUGAGGGUGUUGGACACAUCACUGUGCUUUCGGUCCUCUCAACUGAAAGAAAAUGCAGGAGCAGAGUUGGACAGAGUCCCGAUUGGUGCUUUUCAAAAGGCAGGGUUAAUCAUUAGCUGCAGGAUAUGCAUAGUUGGAGUUGAUACAAUUUUUUUCCCUCAGAACCUCCACACCUCUUAUCAAGGGAAAGGAAGUGGCUUGAGCUUCCUCAAAGGGCCUGCUACAGAAAAUACUUGGAAGGAAACUCUUCUAAGAGGCUUUGCUUCUCUUUGGCUCUUCUUGCUCCCUGUUGGAUUAAAACAGAAAAAAUGGCAGGCGUAAGCAGCUGUAUGAAAUACUCUAUGUUCUUUUUCAACUUCUUGUUUUGGGUAUGUGGAUGCAUUAUUCUGGGAGUCUCUAUAUGGCUGCGUGUAAGCAAAACAGCUCAAGGAGAAUUAAAUAUAGACAGCAGCCUGGUUUCUGGUAUCAAUGUCCUCAUCGCUGUGGGUGCUAUUAUCAUGGUGCUUGGUUUCCUGGGUUGCUGCGGUGCCAUGAAGGAAAGCCAGUGCAUGCUUCUCCUGUUCUUCAUUGGACUGCUAGCGAUCUUGCUUCUCCAAAUUGUAGCAGGCAUUUUGGGAGCAGUCUACAAAUCUCAGGUUGAAGAAAAUUUGAAGACUGGUCUCAGCACGUACAGCAGUACUCUGCAAGGUACCUCACCUGCUGAUAAAGAAUUCCAGAAAGAUUUUCGCCAAAUUGAAAAAGAGAACAAAUGCUGUGGUUUGUUUAACGGGAAGGCAGAUUGGGGAAAAACUGCAGGAGGGUGUGAAUGUGAGAAAGCAGACAUAGGGACGUCUGCCUGCAAAGACAAUAUCUAUGAAGAGACUGAUUAUUUGUAUUCAUGUUGGUAUUCCCCUGUCUUUCAGUACUGUGGAGAUGUCAUCAUCAGGAUGGUACAGAACAAUAUGAUCAUAGUUAUGGGAAUAGCAUUUGGACUGGCAUUCAUCGAGGUUCUUGGUCUGGUGUUUUCAAUGAGCCUCUACUGCCAAAUUCAGAGAAAAUGAAACCGUGGAAGUGUCAGAAAUAUAUCACUAGCCAAAGGAGAAACCUUUGUAGAUUGAGAGAUUGAAGUUUGGUUUGGCACCUUAGAGCAAAUGCCAGAAGCAACUGUGAUGAUAACAGCCGAAGCACUGAUGGAUAAUGAUUUUUUUCAUGCAUUGUGAAAUAAAAAUCUGCUUAAAAUUAGGAAAACUAAUGACCCAUAGCUGAUUUUUUUAAUGUUACACAUACCUUUUGUAUAUUCUUUUUGUCAGCUUUUUUAUUUAGAAAUUCCCUCACAAUAAAACAGAACAUUUAACUUGUCACAUAUUCUGCUGACACAGCGCAGCGCUUUCAAGAUUUCUGAUAACUGUGAUAUACCAUUCUCUCAACCUUCAAAUUAAAAUUGGAUGCACAAUGAUUGUAAUAACUGGAAAAUACUCUAAAAGUAUAUAAAAUAAAAUUUUCCACUUCAAAAUU
This is a messenger RNA of Anolis sagrei ordinatus, 1505 nucleotides long. NCBI's taxonomy places the organism in Eukaryota, Metazoa, Chordata, Lepidosauria, Squamata, Anolidae. The record is from RefSeq and is a predicted model, not a curated record.